AUGACAGCCUUCCCCUUCGCCAAGCACCAACAGCCAUUUCGCGCUUUUCUUACGUCGCCACGCUCCGUCUCGGCCACUUUAUUCUGCACGCACUCUGCGUUCGCCCAAAGUCUCCCCAAGGUCAAGAUGGCUUUCGCAAAUGGCGACGGCGACUUGUUCCAGAUGGACCGUGAGCGCUUCGACUUCAACCUGCAGUUCGAACAGCUCUUCUUUUCCAUCAUCCCGUCAGCCCUGUUCAUCGUAACAUCACUAUGGCGCACGCUAUCGCAGGCACGAAAACCCACCGUCAUUCAUGCUCCUGUUUUCCAAUACGUCAAAUUAGGUGCCAUCGUGAUCUAUGUCGGACUUGAACUCACACUUCUCGUCUUGACCGCGAUUGGGAGUUUUCAUACGACGUCGAUAUUCAUGGCCUCGUCUGUGCUGAAGCUGGUGGCCGCACUUCUCAUGAUAACCGUAAGCAUUGUCGACCACAGCAAAAGCCCGAGGCCAUCGAUACUUUUGAACUGCUACCUGUUCCUGACUCUGCUGCUGGAUGUAGCCCAGACACGAACUCUCUUCCUGCUGUCGGGCAAACAUCCCGAGCGUACCUACAGCGUAAUGUUCGCCGUUUCUAUGGCUUUGAAGGCACUGAUAUUGCUACUGGAGGCAAACCCUAAGUCCAGAUGGAUUACCUGGGACGACAAGGAGCACAGCCCCGAGGAAACAAGCAGCAUCUUUUCGCUCGGUGUGCUGUUCUGGAUGAAUGAGAUGUUUUUGAGGGGCUACAGAAAAACCCUCACCAUGGAUGACCUCUAUCCACUCGAUACAUCGUUGAACACUAAGCUCCUGCACGAGAAGUUCUCCCAGAACAUCGACUACUCCAAGCUCAAGGGCGAUAAAUACGGCCUUCUCAAAGCAUUACUCAAGACCCUGAAGGCCCACCUGUUGAUGCCCGUCAUUCCACGCUUGGCUCAGCUUGCUUUCACCUUCAGCCAGCCAUUCUUCAUCGAGAAGCUGCUCGGGUACCUCAAUCAACCGCAGGUUCCCGCGAACGUGGGCUAUGGUUUCAUUGGGGCUAGCAUACUGAUUUACUCUGGAAUCGCCAUCUCCACAACCCUUUGCAUGUAUCCACACCAUCGGAUGCGCGCCAUGGCAAGGUCGAUUCUCGUCACUGAAACAUUCAUUAAAGCCACCAAGGCUCAACUGGGAGCUGAGGAGCGCAGCGCCGCGGUGACACUGAUGAGCACCGAUAUCGAGCGCAUCAAGCUGGGAUUCAGAAUGAUCCACAACGUCUGGGCCGGCAUCAUCCAGGCGGCUCUGGCUGGUUGGAUGCUGUAUAUCCGCCUGGGGGCUGUGUUUGCGGUGCCCAUCGGAAUCGUCACAUUCUGCUUUCUCUGCAUUGGCGUCCUUUUGACCUUCACGGGCGACUCGCAGAGGUCCUGGAUGGCAGGAGUCGAGAAGCGUGUCGGUCUGACGGCGGCGGUAAUCUCCAGCAUGAAGAACCUCAAGAUCUCUGGCCUCUCGUCUACCGUCGGGGACUUUGUGCAGAAGCUCCGCGUCGAAGAGCUCGCGGCCGGGGCACGAUUUCGCAAGAUAUUCAUCCUCGCCGCGCUCUGUGGCUUCACACCCAUGCUGCUCAGCCCGCCAUUGACGAUCGGGUUCAGUCAGAACACUCUCGAUACCCAGACGGUGUUCUCAAGUCUUUCGUUUCUUGUGCUGCUCACCAAUCCUCUGUCACAGAUCUUCCAGGCUCUCCCUGAGAUCGUUUCCGGUCUGGCAUGCAUUGGCCGAAUCCAAGCUUUCUUGGAAUGUGAAACCCGCCAUGAUUUUCGGCGAGUUCUUGGUGACCGCGGGUAUGAUUUGAAGCCCGAGUCUUUGAGCCAAACCCCGGCUACCGACGCCGAAAAGAGCGAGAAGAGCAUCCGGCCCAGUUGUGCGGUAGAGAAUGAUGGUGUCUCCUCUAAGGCGAAAGUCGAGUCGGAAGAUGCUGCUUUUUUUGUGCAGAAUGGAAAUUUUGGCUGGGAGGCAGACACCUUGGCACUGCAAAAUGUCAACGUUCGAAUUGCCAAGUCCUCGCUCACUAUGGUGGUUGGACCCAUUGGCUCGGGCAAGUCCACACUCUGCAAAGUACUACUUGGCGAAAUUCCCGUCAGCGAAGGCAGUGUUGUGCUAGGCACGCGUUUUCCCCAUGUUGGAUUCUGUGAUCAAACGGCCUUCAUCUACAACGGAACAAUCAGGGACAACAUCAUCGGCUUUUCUCCCAUAGACGAGCACAGAUAUAACGAAGUUAUCAGGGCCACGGCUCUGGGCUACGACUUUAGUGUUCUCGCACAGGGCGAUAGAACGGUCGUCGGGUCCGACGGCAUUAUGCUGUCCGGUGGCCAGAAACAACGCAUUUCCCUUGCGCGGGCUCUCUAUCUGCAAUCUGAUCUUCUUGUAUUAGACGACAUCUUCAGCGGCCUGGAUGCGGAUACUGAGCAGGAGGUUUUCCGCCUUACCUUCGGUCCCAAAGGCCUUCUGAAGCAGAGACGCUCCACCGUCGUCUUAUGCACACACAGCGUGAAGUACCUGCCGUCAGCAGAUCAUGUUAUAGUACUCGAAGAUGGCAGAGUAGUUGAGCAGGGAGACUACAAGAGCUUGAUGACCGGCCAAGGUUAUGUCGAGCGCCUGGGAAUCACAACCUCUUCAGAUCGCAUUUCUGAAUCGGACGAGGUGAAAUCCACAAGCAACACGACCGGAUUGAAGUCAAAUCAGUCCAAUGCGACGGCGGCGAGGCCGGCUGCUAUUGCCGAGCAUAUAGGAAAGUCUCGCCCGGUGGGUGAGAGGACCGUAUUCAAGCACUACUUCAAGAGCAUGGGCUGGGUACUGGCAGCCUUUUCUCUCUUCUUUGCUGCUCUUUGGGGGUUUUUCACCAACUUCCCAACAGUCUGGCUCUCUUUCUGGACGGACGACCUCAAGUCUACGCCUUCCGAACACUCCCAGGCGUACUACGUUGGAAUAUACAUCAUGCUUCAGGUCUCAGCCAUGAUCUCGUUGCUUCUCCUUGGAAUCUUGAUCUUCGUCGUCUCGGUGAAACGAGCCGGUGCCAAUCUGCACCAAGAGACUCUGCGGACAUUGAUCCACGCGCCCCUCCAUUACAUCACGAGGACUGACGCUGGCGUGAUCACAAAUCUCUUCUCGCAAGAUCUGAACCUUAUCGACACUGAGCUACCGGACGCAUUGUUGAAUACCCUCUUUUGUGCUUUGAAGCUCUCCCAAGCCAUUGGACAAGCGGCGGUUAUGCUCACUUCGUCUGCAUACCUGGCCAUCAGCUAUCCAUUUAUUGCGGUCGUACUGUACGCGAUACAGAAAUUCUACCUCCGGACUUCGAGACAACUGAGGCUGCUUGACCUCGAGACCAAGAGCCCUCUCUACACCCACUUUCUUGACACUUUGAAGGGAAUUACCACCCUGAGAGCUUUCGGUUUCAUACCCAAAGAUAUCACCAAGAACGCGCACCUGUUGGAUUCCAGCCAAAGGCCAGCCUACCUCCUGGUUAUGAUCCAGGAGUGGCUGAAUCUCGUUCUCGACCUGUUGGUGAUGGUGUUGGCGGCGGUCCUGACUACACUCGCUGUCCGGCUCCACUCCAGCGCUGGCUUUGCUGGUGCCUCGUUGGUCACCUUGCUGAGUCUUGGGGAGAAUCUGUCCGGAUUUGUGGUCUAUUAUACCAGACUGGAGACGUCGAUCGGGGCGAUAGCCAGACUCAAAACCUUCAACGAGACAGUCCAACCCGAAGAGAGAGACGAGGAGGAUAUCUUGCCUGCCGCCUCCUGGCCGCAGCAUGGUGCAGUCGAGUUUGAGGGUGUCUCGGCGAGCUAUCGUAUGAACAGCCACGGCCAGGACAAAGAUGGAAGUCAAGAUGAAGACGGCCUCCCCAACUUGGCCCUCACUGACAUUCGCCUGGCGAUCAAGCCGAGAGAGAAGGUUGCCAUUUGCGGUCGCACGGGCAGUGGCAAGUCCAGCCUGAUUGCUCUGCUUCUGAAACUUCUCGAACCCGUGCCGACGAAGUCAGGUCGCGUGGUGCUCGACGGGGUGCCGCUCAAGAAUGUGGAUCGGACCACGCUGCGCCAACGAAUCAUCGCGGUGCCCCAAGAGGCCGUCUUCCUGCCAGACGGAACCAGCUUUCGGGCCAACCUGGACCCGGCGGGCGUGUCGACGGCGGAAGAAUGCGAGGCCGUCCUCGCUGCCGUGGGUUUGUCGAGGUUCGUGCAAGAGCGAGGAGGCCUCGACUCGAGCAUGAGCGCGGGAACGUUGAGCGCGGGACAGCGGCAGCUCAUAUCACUGGGACGCGCGGUGCUGCGGCGACGCCUCCGGGGCCAAGACAACGGCGGGAUCCUGCUGCUCGACGAGGUCAGCUCGAGCGUGGACGUGGAAACGGAGCGGGCGAUGCAGCAAACGAUCCAGGCCGAGUUCGAGGCCUACACGGUGAUCGCCGUCAGCCACCGGCUCGAUAUGAUCAUGGACUUUGAUCGCGUCGUCGUCAUGGACAAGGGCGAGAUUGUCGAGGUCGGGCAGCCAAGAACACUGGCAGACCAGACGGGGACUCGCUUCGGCGGGUUAGUGAACUCAGGGGUCAACUGA
Molecule: messenger RNA, 4599 nt
Organism: Colletotrichum gloeosporioides
Lineage: Eukaryota; Fungi; Ascomycota; Sordariomycetes; Glomerellales; Glomerellaceae
Product: ABC transporter FUM19
Exons: 8
Coding region: 1-4599 (1532 amino acids)
Biological process (GO): transmembrane transport
Cellular component (GO): membrane
Molecular function (GO): ATP hydrolysis activity; ATP binding; ABC-type transporter activity
Source: RefSeq, a predicted model, not a curated record